AUGGCGUCGCUGAACAAUAACAACAUCCGCGAAGAUGCCGUCCUCAAGUGGCGAGUAAAGGAUGUUUUGCUGUCCCACGGCGGUACAGGCGGCUUGGUGAACGCCCUCGUCGACUUCAGCUCACGCGCGGCAGUCUCUGUCCGCCAGCAGAGCCAAAUAGCUGGCACCGGCGCCAGCACCACGUGCGCUGAUGUGGGACUCAGCUAUGAGCAGUUUUUGCUUUUCCUACAGGACCACAGCGUUUGUCUGACCCCUUUUGAGGCCGCAUAUUUGUGCCGCGCCUUCGACGACCACCGCACCGGCCUCGUUAGCGCCGCCACCUUCACGCGGCACCUCACCGGCCUCAGCGAGCGUCGACUGCGCGCUGUCAACAAAGCGUGGCGAUCGCUGGAGAAGCGCAAAGGCACGGGUGGGGGGGUCUCGCGUGAGCGCCUCCUCUCCACCUAUGCAGCGGUGGCGGCCGAGAGAGCACACCCUGCGGCGAGCGCCGUGGGCGGCCCGGCAGACGGUACUGCUCACAAUGCGGCUGCUGCGGUGCCCCUCUCUUCUCCCUUGGGUAGCGCACUGGAGUCGACCUUCGGUGGUGCUGAUGGAACGCGCGGGCACCUCAAGGAGGCGUACAUGGCCUCGAUGAUGGGCCGCAGUGGCGGCUUUAUGGCAAAACUCAAUACCGCUGCUGGCGGUGCCGACGAUGUAUCUGGUGAGGUAGAAGACCGGAUCUCGUACGCCGAGUUCCUUGCCUUCUACGCCGGCGUGAGCCCACAGUUCGCUACGGACGAGGCCUUCGUCGCUCAUGUACUGCAGUCAUGGGCUGCCGACGACGCGACGCGUCCGACGCUGGACGAGACGGCACGCGAGUGGGGCCCUGACGGUGACCCACUGAUGCUCGACGGCCCUCGCUACGUGAAGGAUGCGCUGAAUCUUGAGCUGGGCAUGUCCUCCAAAUCCUACAACUACAGUCACAUGCAGCGCGAGCACCCCUACGUGGAGCCGCUGCCGCCACUCAACAGGCCCGAAAUCAUGGCCACCACGGUGCAGCGAACGCACAUCUCCUUCAGCAAGGCAGCGCAGGCACUGGCCGACCCCCUGGUGACGCGGCGCGGCCAGUUGAAGUGA
Molecule: messenger RNA, 1116 nt
Organism: Leishmania braziliensis MHOM/BR/75/M2904
Lineage: Eukaryota; Euglenozoa; Kinetoplastea; Trypanosomatida; Trypanosomatidae
Exons: 1
Coding region: 1-1116 (371 amino acids)
Source: RefSeq, a predicted model, not a curated record